Messenger RNA from Gaeumannomyces tritici R3-111a-1, 198 nucleotides. RefSeq lists its product as hypothetical. The record is from RefSeq and is a predicted model, not a curated record. Bases 1 to 198 code for a protein of 65 amino acids. Lineage: Eukaryota; Fungi; Ascomycota; Sordariomycetes; Magnaporthales; Magnaporthaceae. The transcript has 4 exons.
AUGGCGCCUUUGCUGGAGCAGUGCGGUGACCUGCAGUGUACGCAACUACUGGCAAUGAAGCCCAACAGUUGGAUGCAGCAUCUCUGGGCUGGGCUGGGGUUACACCUGGGGUGGGGCUUGUACUUUCUGAUGGUCUCGAUCCCGAUGCUUUGGCAAGGCCAGCUGAAAACAAGGCUUUUCAAGAGGGAACUCUUUUAG